This is a messenger RNA of Symbiodinium natans, 2505 nucleotides long. The record is from the annotation of a GenBank genome assembly. Lineage: Eukaryota; Dinophyceae; Suessiales; Symbiodiniaceae.
AUGGACGGUGGCGACGAGGGUGAGAAGGGCUCUGGCAAGGGCAAGGGCUAUGGCAAGGGCUACUGGGGAGGCUGGGGCUACCCCAUGAUGAUGCCCUUCUUCGGCAAGGGCAAGGGCAAGGGACUGCGAGGCUUCGCCAACGAGAAGAAAGUUUGGAUCGGGGGCCUGCCGGAUGGGCCGAGGGAUGUGGAGAAGAACAAGAAGCUCAAAGAGCACAUGGCGCAGGCCGGCGAGUGCAUUUUCGCGGAGAUCAUCAAGGGCGGCGCGGGCGGAGCGGCCUUCAAGAACCCUGAGGACGUGCCGAAGGCAAUUGCGAUGCUGAAUGGCAGCUCCUUCGACGGGAACACCAUUCAGGUUGACGUUUGGCAGCGCAAGACGCCUGAAACGCCAGAGGCGUUCAAAGUCGUUGGCGUUCUCCUUUUGACGGUAGGCAGGCUCAUGGAUUUGUCUGGGGUCAGGAGUUUGGAGUGGGAGGGAGGUGCAUUCCAUUGGAGCUUUGGGCACGAACAGAGACUCCCAAGCGCUGCUAUUCUUAGCACCAUGGACGGCGGCGGCGAGGGUGAGAAGGGCGCUGGCAAGGGCUACAAGGGCUUCGGCAAGGGCUACUGGGGAGGCUGGGGCUACCCCAUGAUGAUGCCCUUCUUCGGCAAGGGCAAGGGCAAGGGACUGCGAGGCUUCGCCAACGAGAAGAAAGUUUGGAUCGGGGGCCUGCCGGAUGGGCCGAGGGAUGUGGAGAAGAACAAGAAGCUCAAAGAGCACAUGGCGCAGGCCGGCGAGUGCAUUUUCGCGGAGAUCAUCAAGGGCGGCGCGGGCGGAGCGGCCUUCAAGAACCCUGAGGACGUGCCGAAGGCAAUUGCGAUGCUGAAUGGCAGCUCCUUCGACGGGAACACCAUUCAGGUUGACGUUUGGCAGCGCAAGACGCCUGAAACGCCAGAGGCGUUCAAAGUCGUUGGCGUUCUCCUUUUGACGGUAGGCGCGCGAAGUGCAGAUGGAAUCAAGGUGCACUCACUUGAAGUCUUCAGCUACGGGCACGAACAAAGACUCCCUGCCAUUCCUGGCACCAUGGACGGCGGCGGCGAGGGUGAGAAGGGCGCUGGCAAGGGUGGCUACAAGGGCUAUGGCAAGGGCUACUGGGGAGGAAGGAGCAUCGAGAAUUCGUGCAUUGCCGGAGCAAGGUUCCAAGAAGUUUGUUUCAUCACCAAUGCCAUGAAGUUUCAGGUGAUCUUCGGCAAGAUUCUUCGUUAUCCGUUCUUCAUUGUCAUUGAUGCGUGGAUGGAUGUCGUGAUGAAUGGCGUGAUGGAUGUCGUGAGGGAUGGCGGGUGGUUCUUCGUUAUCUUUGAUGCACGGAUGGAUGUCGUGAUGGAUGUCGUGAUGGAUGGCUGGGGCUACCCCAUGAUGAUGCCCUUCUUCGGCAAGGGCAAGGGCAAGGGACUGCGAGGCUCGGCACCGCUGCUGAGUGACCUCUUGCUUCCGUUACUUCCAUCUAGCAGCUUCCCAAACGAGAAGAGCCUGGGUGAAUCAGUUGCGCCACCAGAUGUGGAGAAGAACAAGCCGCUCGAACGAAGGGGUGGUGGACCUUGUGGAGGGGUGUCGGGCAGGAGGCUCAAGGAGCACAUGGCACAGGCUGGCGAGUGCGUCUUCGCGGAGAUCAACCGCAGUGGCAUUGGUGGAGCGGCCUUCAAAACCCCCGAGGAUGCGUUCCGUUUUUUUGGAGUUAAGGACGUGCAGAAGGCUGUGGCGAUGCUCAAUGGAAGUGCCUUCGAGGGGCACACUCUUCAGGCUCGGAGCAGUAAAGCGAAAACAGGUUCUUCCAGCCUGGUCUGGGUCGGAGAGAGGUCGAUGUUUGGACGCGCAAGACGCCUGACGAGCCGGCUGCCUGAGUGCCGGAGUGAAAGCGGGCGAGUAUGCGAGGUGGACCGCUCAGAGGUGAAAGGUGCAGGCUCGUACUCGGUUGCGGAUGGGGCAGGCUGCCCACCUCAAAGCCUACCAAGGUGGUUGUCAUUGUUGGAGCCGGAAUGUCCAAACUCCUCCCAGUUGCAGAGGAUGCUGAGCAGGCUUGUUCACUGUCUGAGCGAUCGUGCUUUUGUCAUUCCUGGCACCAUGGACGGCGGCGGCGAGGGUGAGAAGGGCGCUGGCAAGGGUGGCUACAAGGGCUUUGGCAAGGGCUACUGGGGAGGCUGGGGCUACCCCAUGAUGAUGCCCUUCUUCGGCAAGGGCAAGGGCAAGGGACUGCGAGGCUUCGCCAACGAGAAGAAAGUUUGGAUCGGGGGCCUGCCGGAUGGGCCGCGGGAUGUGGAGAAGAACAAGAAGCUCAAAGAGCACAUGUCGCAGGCUGGCGAGUGCGUUUUCGCUGAGAUCAUCAAGGGUGGUGCCGGUGGAGCGGCCUUCAAGAACCCCGAGGACGUGCCGAAGGCAAUCGCGAUGCUCAACGGCAGCUCAUUCGAUGGGAGCACCAUUCAGGUCGAUGUUUGGCAGCGCAAGACGCCUGAGGCACCGCCCGCCUGA